Molecule: messenger RNA, 477 nt
Organism: Aureobasidium subglaciale EXF-2481
Lineage: Eukaryota; Fungi; Ascomycota; Dothideomycetes; Dothideales; Saccotheciaceae
Exons: 1
Coding region: 22-300 (92 amino acids)
Biological process (GO): transmembrane transport; carbohydrate transport
Cellular component (GO): membrane
Molecular function (GO): carbohydrate:proton symporter activity
Source: RefSeq, a predicted model, not a curated record
UUGAGGUCUCGUUCUAAAGGUAUGGCUCUCGCUACGUUCAGCAACUGGGUGUUCAACUUUAUUAUCGGAAUGGUGUCCCCUGACGCUUUUGCGGGCAUCCACGGCUACUUCUACGUCAUCAUCGGAGGCUUUUGUCUCUUCUCCGCUGGUCUGGCGUACUUCUACUAUGUCGAAACUGCUGGACAUUCUCUGGAGGAAAUCGCCAUCGCGUUUGGCGACAAGGCCUUUGUGCACAAUGACGAGGAGGUGAUGGCUGAAGCCUCCGGAGACAUCGACAGCAUACAGAUGGUGAAGGCGUGAGGUAUGCUGUUGAAGCGAGAAGUAGUCUGAGGUAGCUAUGGGCUGUACAUAUCCUUCUCAUUUUGAGAUCAUGUGGAACAUAAGGAUUUUGUUUAUUUCUCCGCCAGCGCGAAUCUGACCAGAUCCUCUUUCAUCUGUAGCAACCGUAGAGGGCGAAUUGUAGCACUUCGUACCCCA